GUGACGACGAAUUAAGUGGCUCUCGCACCAAUUUCAAAACAUCAGAGUGCCUACUGAUAACUUUACAGCCGUGAGAUAGACUUUCUUCCGAUCGUAUUUUUACGCUAGCAAAAACGUAAAUAGUACUCUGUCAUUUUGGAGUUAUGUAGCCGUUUUCACCUCUUCAAAGCGAUUUAAUUUGAUGUGAGUCAUGGAGACAACCCCGAUAAAACUGACACCAGCUAAUGAAACACCAAACACAGCCCAGUCUUCUUCAAGCAGGUCAAGUGCUGCCAAGUCUAUGAGUUCCUCGCUGAGGGAGAAGUUAAAAAGAUCGCGACACUCAUUCAGAUCCCCCCUCAGUGUGGUUAAACGCCUUAAAAUAGAAGAUGAGAACCAACCACAGACCUCACAACUGGAGGACACUAACCUCAGUGUGACCGACGACAGAGACCCUGAUACUGAUGUUAAUCAGAAUGACAUGAGGGAGCAAAGAGACUGUUCACAUCACACUGCACAAAAAGACUUGAUUCAGCAAUGUGAAGAGCUAAGAAAAGCAGUGAAGGAGAAAUCAGAAACCUUGCGAAGAUUGAAGAUGGUCAGGAUGUACAGAAAAAAGAAUGACCUGACCCAGCUGCAGAGACUCAUAGACAAAUGGAGAUCCUGUGCUCAGUCUGUGCUGUGUGAAUUACAGAGUGAAUUACCCACAGAGGGAAAACAACUCAGUCUGUCUCAGCUUAUAGACAAUAUAGGGUUAGAUGACAAAAUACUGCACUUUGACAGGACAGAGGAAGACUUCACAGACAACUGAAAUUCAUUGUAUUGCAUUUA
Labeo rohita (rohu) is the source of this 810-nucleotide messenger RNA. It is a transcript of the gene sfr1, whose product is annotated as SWI5-dependent homologous recombination repair protein 1. The record is from RefSeq and is a predicted model, not a curated record. Gene Ontology annotation, biological process: positive regulation of DNA-templated transcription; double-strand break repair via homologous recombination. The transcript is spliced from 3 exons. Bases 191 to 790 code for a protein of 199 amino acids. Gene Ontology annotation, cellular component: Swi5-Sfr1 complex. Lineage: Eukaryota; Metazoa; Chordata; Actinopteri; Cypriniformes; Cyprinidae.